AUGACAGAAGAGGCACCCAACAUGUACCCCAAGUUUCCUGGCUCCAUGUUGAUCUCCACUCCCCACUGCGUGACCAAAAACUUUACAAACAGUUCAACAUCCCAAAAGCUGAUUGGCCACUCACCCUACCUGGGAACUAGUGGAGGUUUUAACGCAACGGCCGCUUACAGCAAUCAAUACCUAUUCAGCAAUCAAUCUCCAAACUUAUCUUACUCCUUGGCUAAGCCCCAGGCUAUUUCGUCUGUUUCAUUCAUCUACCAGAAUCUCGGAGUGGUCCCCUGGCUUAGCCAUUCUCCUGGCAAGUGGGAACUGAGCACCCACCCAACCAACAAAGGCCCUAAUUAUUACAAUAAUCAAUUACCUUCCAUCUGGGAAACUACCUCCCCAACUCUCUUAAUACCACCAUAA
Molecule: messenger RNA, 408 nt
Organism: Pelobates cultripes (western spadefoot toad)
Lineage: Eukaryota; Metazoa; Chordata; Amphibia; Anura; Pelobatidae
Source: the annotation of a GenBank genome assembly